CAUAUAAUAGAAAAAUCACGACAAAAGAUCCUUAUCGCACAGGCGUGGUUCCAUAAGACAAUUGGGCUCCCUACAAAUACCCCCAACACUCUCCAUUUUAUUUGCCAUCGACCAAAGCCUCAACACACCCCAAAGCCUCCUCAAAGCAACUUCAUCUUCAUCAACCCUCAAAACUUCGCCAGCAACAACUCUGCACCCACUGUUGGUGCUGUUGUUGUUUGCUUGAGCGAAAUUUUCUUUUUUUUAUCACUCCUCUUCUCUCACAGUCACCACCAGACAGAGAAUAUGUCAGGUACAGUUGGCAUGACUACUACACUUGUCUUGUCUUCUUCACCAUUGAAGAAGCUUGAAGAAGAGGCUGCUCUUCCUAUGGCAAUUGAGAAGCAAGGCAUAGUCUCAAUUCUUGGAUCUGACACCAAACAACUACACCAACAAACCAAAGGUUCCUCUCUGAGAAGAACUCUCUCAGCAGACAUGUCUUCGAAGAAAUGGUUGGCUCAAAAUGGGUUCUCCCCCAUGAAAAAGAUCGCUUCGUCUCAAGCGAUUGCGGUCUCAGUUGCAGUGGCAGACUCGUCUUCCUCGGAGGAGGGAGAAGAAGAAUUUGAAAGCCCCGGACAAGACGAGGUGUGGAGGUCUAUCCAAUCCAAGUCUCAGAAGAAGGAGGAGAUUGAAAAGCCUAGUCAAGUUGGUAUUUGGAGCUCAAUUCUAUCGCACAAGGCAAACGAGGACAAAACCGAGCUUCCUCCUCCUUAUGUUCAUCCUCUUGUGAAGAGAUCUGCGAGCACCUUGAGCGAGAAAAGCCUCGAGGUAUGCACCGAAAGUCUUGGAUCGGAGACUGGCUCCGAUGUGUUCUCCUCCUACCCGUCUUCAGAGAAGGGUGAUGCAGAAGAGGACAAAGAAGAAGAAGAAGAAGCCCAACAACCACAACAAGAAAAAGAAUUGCAAUAUUCCUUUGAUAUAGAGGAAUUGCGAGUUGAAAAGUACGACUACUCUACUAGUAAGAAAUUGGGUCUUAGCUCCUUCCCUCCUCCACUUCCUUCCCUCGCUCAUGGUGAUGGGCCAUCCCUUCACAUGCAAUCUCAUCGCGAAAAUGGGCGAUUAGUCCUUGAAGCCGUGUCCACUCCUUUGAAGAAUAACUUUCGCGCCCACCGCCAGGGUGGACGCCUUAUCCUCGAAUUUGCCUCACAAGAACCAAAUCGCGAUGAAAUCAUUGGUCAACAUCAUGAUGAUUAUGAAGUUGAAGAAAUCGAACGAGUGUUUGACAACUUCAAGGAAGAAAUAGACAAUGAAGAUGAAGAAAAUGAAAUAAUUGAAGCGGAAGAUGAAGAGGAGGAUGAUGAUGAUGAUGAUGAAGAGGAUGAGGAGGAAGUGGUGGUGGAGAAAAUUGAGAACAAAAUUGGAACUAAAGAGAUUGGAAUUGUGAAGGAGCAAGCACCAAAGUUGUCAAGUGGGGCAAUAAAUGUUCAUAGGUCAGCAAUUAUGAUGAAGGAGCUAUUGGGCCUAGACUAUAGGAACAACUCAACAUGGACUACUAAGAAGUUCAAUGAAGCAGUCAAUUUGGUGGAGAUGGAGGAGGAGGAGGGUUGUCCACCACCUCUAACCACACUAGCACAAUCACUUCCACGGCCAACACGUGUGGCUCGGCUAAUUCCCUCAUCAUCACCGACUACAACCACCGCCACCUCUUUCAAUGCUUAUGAAUACUUUUGGAGGACUAAACCUACUGUGGCCAACUUGAUCAACAACCCAAUCACCCAACAAUGCCCACCCCUUAAAAACAACUACAACAAGGUCUUUCUAUCAAGUGGCAAGCCAACUGAACAAGAGAUGGUGAUCUUGAGAAGGAAUAGGGAAGAUUACUUGGUUCCUUUGUUGAGGGGUUGCAAGGAGAGCAGGAGGUCACUUUUGAUAUGGGAGCCUUGUACCAUUGCUUCCUCUUGAUCCAUUUUCAUCCCAUCCAUUAUUAUUUGACUAAUGCUAAGAAUACAGAACUAAACGCAUAACGAGUCAUAAACACUUACUCAGUUGUGAGAUUCAUAGUAUGAGCCUCAUAAUUAUCUGAGUGUAUUUUUGACAUAUUUUGCGUUUAAUUUUUGUGUUGAUAGCAUUGCUGUUAUUAAUUACUAUAUAUUUUCUCAAUCUCUUGUAGCCAAAUAAACAUGAAAGAGAGAGAAUACUUUGCUUUAGGUGAUCAAAGAAUUGGAGAGAGAUGGUUUUAA
This is a messenger RNA of Camellia sinensis, 2219 nucleotides long. RefSeq names its product protein FAF-like, chloroplastic. Lineage: Eukaryota; Viridiplantae; Streptophyta; Magnoliopsida; Ericales; Theaceae. The record is from RefSeq and is a predicted model, not a curated record.